Lasiosphaeria miniovina is the source of this 1221-nucleotide messenger RNA. RefSeq names its product triose-phosphate transporter family-domain-containing protein. Gene Ontology annotation, molecular function: antiporter activity. Bases 1 to 1221 code for a protein of 406 amino acids. The transcript has 5 exons. Gene Ontology annotation, cellular component: Golgi apparatus; trans-Golgi network; endosome. The record is from RefSeq and is a predicted model, not a curated record. NCBI's taxonomy places the organism in Eukaryota, Fungi, Ascomycota, Sordariomycetes, Sordariales, Lasiosphaeriaceae.
AUGACACGAGACUCUGUCGAUCAGCGGGCGCUCAUGGCCGAUGAGGAGACGGGACAGCCGACGGAGAAGCCGCAGCCUGCCGGGCGAUCAGUUCAUCCCAUUGUCCACAUCACGAGUUGGAUAUUCUUCUCUAAUCUCACCAUUCUCUUUAAUAAGUGGUUAAUUGACAACCGAGGAUUCAGAUACCCUGUUAUCCUAACAUGUUGGCAUCUUAUAUUCGCGACGGUCGCGACCCAGAUCCUGGCGAAGACGACGCACUUGCUGGACGGUCGCAAAAACGUCAAGAUGACGGGCAAACUAUACCUGCGCGCUAUCGUGCCUAUUGGGCUUCUCUAUAGCGCCAGUUUGGUGUGCAGCAACAUGGUCUACCUCUACCUGAGCGUAGCAUUCAUCCAGAUGCUCAAGUCAGCGGCGCCCGUCGCCGUGCUGCUCACUUCGUGGGCCUGGCGCGUCGAGGACCCGUCGCUGAAGCGCCUGUUAAACGUUCUGCUCAUCGUGGGCGGUGUCGCGCUUGCUAGCUUCGGCGAGAUCGACUUCAGCCUGACGGGCUUCCUAUUUCAGAUCGGCGGCAUCAUCUUCGAGGCCGUUCGCCUCGUCAUGAUUCAGGUCCUGCUGUCCGAGGACGGCCAGAAGAUGGACCCCCUCGUCAGCCUAUACUACUAUGCCCCUGUCUGCGCCUUGAUGAACAUCCUGAUUGCCAUCCCCUCGGAGGCGAACUCUUUCGACUUUGCCGACUUGGCCAAGUGCGGCUACUGGUUGUUGUUGCUCAACGCCAUUGUCGCUUUCAUGCUGAACGUCAGCAGUGUUUUCUUGAUUGGCAAGACGUCGAGCCUCGUCAUGACGCUGACGGGAAUCUUGAAAAACAUCCUCCUCGUGGUCGCCUCGGUCAUGAUCUGGCACACGUCCAUCACGCCCCUCCAGUUCUGCGGCUACGCCGUCGCCCUCGGCGGCCUCGUUUACUACUCGGUUGGCUGGGAGCAGAUCACGGGCGUUUCGUCGGCCAUUUGGCUCUGGAUACGCUCCCUGUGGGAGGCACCAACGCGCGCCGAUGAAAGCCGUCUACCGCCCGCCUUCCGCCGCGCCCUCUUCAUGACGCUCGGCACGCUCACCGUCGUCAUCCUCGUCGCGGGCGCUCUCUACGGAACUGGCACGGGCGCCAACGCUGUUGCCGCGGUGCAGGCGUCAUUAUCUGGCGCAGCGGGGGGGACGCCUACUUCUUAA